UUUCAUUCUUCUCCUUCUCUUAUUUUUCCCUUCCUUCCUUCGUUCUUUCUUGUUGUUUUUGCUGCUGGUUCUGUUGCCAUUGCUAUUAACUAUUCAUUCUGUGACCCUCUGAAUCAGAAAGCCCCCCAACUCUUCACCAAUCUCCAUGCUACUUUCCCACUUUCCUCCAUUUCUUUAUCAUUAUUAUUAAUUAUUCACACACUAUAAUAAUAACAACAUAACAUCCCUCCUUCCCUCUUCAAUUUUUGACUAAUUUAAUAAUACUUCCGCUUAAAUUAAAUUUAAAAAAUAAUAUCUGAGGGGUGAUUGGAAAUGAUUCUGCUGGUUCCCUGAACCCUGAUGAAUCCAUACAUCUCUCUUUGCAUUUUAACGGCUUGAUCUCUCCCUCGUUUUCCACCCCAAACACACACGCAUUUUCAUGCUCUCUCUCUCUCUCUCUCUCUCUAAAAGAAUGCAGAGCUGACUGAAACACUGAACAGUACGAAACUCAUCAACACAAACAAACACCACUCCUUCUUCUUUCUUUGUCUCAAUGGUGGAAUGACCAUCAUGACCCUGCUUCUGCCGUGACGAACAUGGGAUGCGGAGGCUCCAAGGUGGACCACCUCCCACUCGUCACUCUCUGCAGAGAACGACGGGACUUCCUCAGAGCCGCUUCCGACCACCGCUACGCCCUCGCCGCUGCUCACGUCGCCUAUUUCCACUCCCUCAGAGACAUCGGCGAAGCGCUACGUAAAUUCGCCGACCACGACCUCGUCUUCGCCACCGCCUCCGCCUCCGUCACCGGCUCCUCCCCCUCCUCUCUCAGCUCCCCAGUCCUCACAUUGCCCUCCGACCAAGGAAAACCCUCUAAAAAUACAAAAACCAAAACCAAAAACAAAAUCAGGGCCUCAACUUCUUCAACUUCCAUUUCGCAUGGCGGCGAUGCUUCCGGGAGCGACGAGAUCGACGGUGGGUCACACAUACACCUGUCCGAUUCAGAUUCCGAAUUGCGCUCUUCUUCUUCGGGUCACAUCCACAUCGAAGAGGAAGAGCACGAUAUUGAAGAAGAUGACGAAGAAGCACCACCACCUUACGGGUACGGAUAUUACCAUGAUCAUGAACCACAAGAUUGGGGGCACAAUCCACAAGGGGAAGGGUAUAAUAGUAAUCAUACAUAUGCUUUCUACAUGAAGAGAACCGCGCCUCCUGGAAGAUCCAUGAUCUACGAAGAGCCACAGACCCGUGUUGCAGAGUCGGGUCAAUGGCCCGACCCGCAAAAUAGUUAUGGUGGAUACGGGUUUGGUUACAAUGGUGGUGCUGGUGGUUAUUUUGGGUUUCCGAGCGGUUCUUCUCCGCCGCCUCCGGGGGCGGAGUAUUCUUACUACGGUCAACAGAGGACAGCUUCGCCGGCGGCGCCUCCGCCGCCUCCGGCACCCCCAUCUCCGCCGAGGGUUUCAGCAUGGGAUUUUUUGAAUGUGUUUGAUAGUUAUGACAAUGGUUACUCGGAAUUGGAAGAUGAGACUGAGCAAGAAGUGCUGAAGGAGGUUCUCCAGAACCACAGGGAGAAGGAGAAGAAGAAGAUAUUGAAUGAGGAAAAAGCACCACCAAUGCAAAACCACCAACAACAAAAACAACAUUUUAGGGAGAGGGAUUUUGGAGAAGGUACCUCAAAUUCAAAGGCAGUGCCAGUAUCAAUGCCCCAACAACGAAAACAACAAAGGAAAAAUGGUGAGGGGAGUUCCAAUAAGACCGUGAGGUUCCAUGGAAGUAGUGAUGAUAGUGGUGGUGGUUCUGGUUCCCUUCAUGAGAAGGAGAUUAAGACUAGCAGCAGCCCUGACACCAUUGUUUCUAGGAGCUCCCCUGAGGAGGAGGAGGAGGAUGGGGAGCGGUUAGGAAGGAAGAAAGGGGUGACUUUUGAGGUAGAAGCAACCGUCUCGGCAGUUGAUGGGGGUGAUUCUUCUUCAAAAGUGAGUAGCUUGACCACUUUGUCUCCUCAUGGAACCAGGGAUUUAAAAGAGGUUGUUCAGGAAAUCAGGGAUGAGUUUGAGACUGCCUCUAAUGUUGGGAAGGAGGUUGCACUUCUUCUUGAGGCUUGCAAGCCACCUUAUCGGUCCAGGGUUGCUCCAUUCAAAGGUAUCAAUGUGAUUCUAGACUACGAAACUCAUCAACACAAACAAACACCACUCCUUCUUCUUUCUUUGUCUCAAUGGUGGAAUGACCAUCAUGACCCUGCUUCUGCCGUGACGAACAUGGGAUGCGGAGGCUCCAAGGUGGACCACCUCCCACUCGUCACUCUCUGCAGAGAACGACGGGACUUCCUCAGAGCCGCUUCCGACCACCGCUACGCCCUCGCCGCUGCUCACGUCGCCUAUUUCCACUCCCUCAGAGACAUCGGCGAAGCGCUACGUAAAUUCGCCGACCACGACCUCGUCUUCGCCACCGCCUCCGCCUCCGUCACCGGCUCCUCCCCCUCCUCUCUCAGCUCCCCAGUCCUCACAUUGCCCUCCGACCAAGGAAAACCCUCUAAAAAUACAAAAACCAAAACCAAAAACAAAAUCAGGGCCUCAACUUCUUCAACUUCCAUUUCGCAUGGCGGCGAUGCUUCCGGGAGCGACGAGAUCGACGGUGGGUCACACAUACACCUGUCCGAUUCAGAUUCCGAAUUGCGCUCUUCUUCUUCGGGUCACAUCCACAUCGAAGAGGAAGAGCACGAUAUUGAAGAAGAUGACGAAGAAGCACCACCACCUUACGGGUACGGAUAUUACCAUGAUCAUGAACCACAAGAUUGGGGGCACAAUCCACAAGGGGAAGGGUAUAAUAGUAAUCAUACAUAUGCUUUCUACAUGAAGAGAACCGCGCCUCCUGGAAGAUCCAUGAUCUACGAAGAGCCACAGACCCGUGUUGCAGAGUCGGGUCAAUGGCCCGACCCGCAAAAUAGUUAUGGUGGAUACGGGUUUGGUUACAAUGGUGGUGCUGGUGGUUAUUUUGGGUUUCUUCUUCUCUCUUCUCCGCCGCCUCCGGGGGCGGAGUAUUCUUACUACGUUAUGACAAUGGUUACUCGGGUUAUCUAUCUGAUUCCAGAAUUGGAAGAUGAGACUGAGCAAGAAGUGCUGAAGGAGGUUCUCCAGAACCACAGGGAGAAGGAGAAGAAGAAGAUAUUGAAUGAGGAAAAAGCACCACCAAUGCAAAACCACCAACAACAAAAACAACAUUUUAGGGAGAGGGAUUUUGGAGAAGGUACCUCAAAUUCAAAGGCAGUGCCAGUAUCAAUGCCCCAACAACGAAAACAACAAAGGAAAAAUGGUGAGGGGAGUUCCAAUAAGACCGUGAGGUUCCAUGGAAGUAGUGAUGAUAGUGGUGGUGGUUCUGGUUCCCUUCAUGAGAAGGAGAUUAAGACUAGCAGCAGCCCUGACACCAUUGUUUCUAGGAGCUCCCCUGAGGAGGAGGAGGAGGAUGGGGAGCGGUUAGGAAGGAAGAAAGGGGUGACUUUUGAGGUAGAAGCAACCGUCUCGGCAGUUGAUGGGGGUGAUUCUUCUUCAAAAGUGAGUAGCUUGACCACUUUGUCUCCUCAUGGAACCAGGGAUUUAAAAGAGGUUGUUCAGGAAAUCAGGGAUGAGUUUGAGACUGCCUCUAAUGUUGGGAAGGAGGUUGCACUUCUUCUUGAGGCUUGCAAGCCACCUUAUCGGUCCAGGGUUGCUCCAUUCAAAGUUAUGUUUUCCAGAAUCGUACAUUCAUUGGCACCUUCUAGGUUACCGUCCCAUCCUCCAUCUAGGCCUCCAGUGCAGUUAUCUUCUAGGGCAAUGAAAAUGGCAAAAGCAUAUUGUGGUGAACCUGGGAGAGAGUUCAAUACAAAUCCUUUAAACCUUUCAUCUACUUUGGAGAAACUUUAUGCAUGGGAGAAGAAACUGUAUAAGGAAGUUAAGGAUGAAGAGAGGUUACGAUCUAUUUAUGAGAAACAAUGCAAGAGGCUGAAAACAUUGGAUAAUCGAGGAGCUGAAUCUACUAAAAUUGAUGCUACUGAGGCAUCAAUAAAAAAGUUGCUGACAAAAAUAAAUAUUUCCAUCAGAACUGUGGAAGCCAUAUCAUUGCGGAUACACAAAUUGAGGGAUGAUGAAUUGCAGCCUCAACUUGCAGCUUUGAUUACUGGAUUGACAAGAAUGUGGAAAUUCAUGCUCAAAUGCCAUGAGAAACAGUUCCAAGCUAUCAUGGAGAGUAAAACUCACUCUCUUAAAAUUAACACUGGUUUACAAAGAGACGAAAGUUUGAAGGCCAUCCUAGAACUUGAAAAGGAGCUUCUAAAUUGGUGCAGUCAGUUCAACAAUUGGGUCAAGAUGCAAAAAUCAUAUGUUGAAAAUCUGAACGAGUGGCUCAGAAGGUGCCUUCUCGAUGAACCUGAAGAAACCGCUGAUGGUGUUGUCCCCUUCUCUCCUAGUCGAAUUGGAGCUCCGCCAGUUUUUGUGAUCUGCAAUGAUUGGCAUCAAGCAAUGAAUAGAAUAUCAGAAAGGGGGGUGGCAGAUGCCAUGCAUGAAUUUGCCCAAAGACUACAUGAGCUAUGGGAGAAGCAAGACGAGGCGCAACGUCAGAGAAUCAAAGCAGAGUAUCUGAAGAAAGAUUUUGAGAUGCAGCUUCGAACCUUGCGCAGGGAAAUGGGAGAUACAGAACAUGUGCAUGAUAGAGUUUCGCAGAAGACAGCACUGUCAAAGGGUCAUUCUGAAAGUGGUGUUUCACCACUAGAUGAUCUAAAAGUGGAUCUAGAUUCUAUGAAGAAGAGAUUGCAUGAAGAGAGAGCAAGGCAUAAAGAAGCCAUCAAGCAGGCCCGCGAUGCAGCUUCUAAUAGUUUACAAGCAGGUUUAAUUCCCAUAUUUAAGACAUUAGAAAGUUUCACUUCAGAGGUGGUGAAGGCUCAUGAGCAAGUCAGGCUUCAAAACACUAAAGCCUCGUAAUAGAGAUGCUAGCUGUCUUGUUUUGAUUUUAUGGCUUGAGAUUGCAUUUACCCAAGUGUGGAUCGAAUGAAGGAGUUUAGAGAGCAUGGGAUCUAUUAUGCAUCGGAGAUUUAGCACUAACCACCAUUUUUGCAGCUAGAAUUAAUGUUGUACCGUAGGGAAGUGCCUCUUGAAAUAUACCAUACAAGAGGUUCUAUCUUAGAAUAACUUUCAGCAACAAAGGUUUGGGGUGCCUCAAUGUUCAGGAAGUAGUUAUCUUAAAUCAUGUCCUGUAACACACUUCAUCCUACAGUUAGGUAAAAUUUUGUACAGAAAAAUUCAUUUAUUGGUUAAUUGGUUGUAGGUGGUUGUAUAUUUUAUUCCAUAUGCCUAGGACUCUAGGAGUAGGAGGAGACAGGAUGUUAGCAAGAGUUUCAAGAAUGAUCUAGUGAAGCAAAAUGUGCUUUAAUUUGUUGUAUUCUCCUUUCUUUCUAGUUAGUGUUACUAGUGUUACCCAAGUUGUGUUAUAUGCAAUUGCUAGGUCAAAUUUUGAAUUGUGAAUCUGAAGUGCAUAUAUAUGAAGGACUACCAGGUCUAGAGAAAGUAAGUGAAUUAAGAAUGGAGAGUUUGAAGAUGAAUGGGAGUGUGCGAAGCGAGGUUGAACUCUGCUUGGAAAGCAAGAGUCGUAGCAUUGUUGGUGGUUUUUUAUUUAGCAAAAAUGCUAUUGGGAUACCAAAAUCAGCUAUUAAAAUUAGCCAUCAAUGUAUUUGUGUAUAAAUAUAUGUGUGGUUUAAUUUAUUUUCAA
This is a messenger RNA of Arachis ipaensis, 5709 nucleotides long. The record is from RefSeq and is a predicted model, not a curated record. Lineage: Eukaryota; Viridiplantae; Streptophyta; Magnoliopsida; Fabales; Fabaceae.